AAUACUAUUUCACCGAUUUAUUCAUUCGUGUUCCGUACACUUAGUUGAACGGACAUGUUAUAAAUGUUUGGGCUUUCGUUUCUAUCUCCGGAACCAUGCCAGCUGAUCCCGAGUCAGAUCCCACUCAACACACGCAGCCACAUUCAGUGCCUCAGCUGACCGGAGGUCGGUGGUUUCAUAUCCGGGAUUGCUGUGGAGGACUGUCAGCUGACAGCAGUCGGGCUGUGUGAGUUCUUCGACCAGAAACCGAUUUAAAGCCAAAUUAUCUCGGACGCGGGUAAACAUGGCCUCUAAUCCACCCAGACUGAAGAUCGAGAUAACGUCUAAUGAAAGGCUGAAAAACUUGAAAUGUCACUUUGAAGCAAAGUUUGGAGAAUCUCCUCUCUUCUAUGCACGUGCACCUGGAAGGGUAAACCUAAUAGGCGAGCACAUUGACUACUGUGGCUACUCAGUCCUCCCCAUGGCUAUCGAGCAGAGUAUCCUGACUGCCGUGUCUGUGAACAACUCUGGGAUGAUCCAGAUGGCGAACACAAAUCCUCAGUACCAGGAUUUUAAAGUGUCGUGCUCGGAGGAAAUCGUCAUAGACAGAAAAAACCCAAAGUGGUAUUAUUAUUUCCUCUGUGGAGUCAAAGGCAUCCAGGAGAAGUUUGGGAUCUCUCGUUUGGCCGGGAUGUCCUGUGUUGUAGACGGAACCGUUCCUCCCAGCUCCGGUCUGUCCAGUUCAAGUGCCUUAGUUUGCUGUUCUGGCCUCUUAACAAUGGAGGCUAACCAAAAGUCUCUCUCUAAGGUGGCUCUAGCUGAGAUAUGUGCCAAAAGCGAGUGCUACAUCGGGACCGAGUCAGGAGGCAUGGACCAGUCCAUUUCAUUCCUGGCAGAGGAAGGAACUGCAAAGCUGAUAGAGUUCCAGCCUCUGAAGGCCACCGACGUCAAGCUGCCAGACGGGGCCGUGUUCGUCAUCUCCAACUGCUGUGUCGAGAUGAACAAAGCUGCUUCUUCUCACUACAACAUCCGCGUGGUCGAGUGCCGGAUCGCAACGAAGAUGUUGGCGCAGGCCCGAGGUCUGGAUCCAAGCGGCUUGUUGAAGCUCUGUCAGGUUCAGGCGGCGCUGAAGGCCUCCCUGGAGGACAUGUUGGUCCUGGUGGACGAGGUGUUGCAUCCUGAGCCAUACGGCCGUGAGGAGAUCUGUAAAGUGCUGGGCAUCACCUCGGAGAAGUUGUGCGCGGAGCUGCUGAGCGCCAACACUCAGCAUGUGACGCACUUCAAGCUUCACCAGCGAGCCAAGCAUGUGUACGGUGAAGCUGCGCGCGUGAUGAGGUUUAAGAGCGUGUGCGACGGCGGUUCAGCCGAAUCCAUAAAGCUGCUCGGAGAGCUGAUGAACCAGAGCCACGCCAGCUGCAGAGACCUGUACGAGUGCAGCUGUCCAGAACUGGACCAGCUGGUGGACAUCUGUCUGAAAUCAGGCGCCGUGGGCUCCAGGUUGACAGGAGCUGGCUGGGGAGGCUGUGCUGUCUCCAUGGUUCCCAGCGGGAAGGCCGAGUCCUUCUUACAAGCCGUCAGAGACGCCUACUACACGCCCGACCCGCACAGAGCAGCAAUGGAGAAACAAAGCUUGUUUGUGACGAAGCCGGGCGGCGGCGCUGCACUUCUGCUGGAGGAGUAACAAUGUCUUACCCAUCCAUCUUUAUUUUGCUAACUUUGUUUUUCAAAUCAACUAAAACAAAGGGAAAUUUGGGAUUUUUUUUUACUACACUCUGAAGCUGGAAAUGAUGUUUAAUCUUUUACCUCACUGUAUAGACGGGAACAUAAGGGCCAAAUUUACACUUAUGUGAUAUGUCUUUUGUUAUGAUUUUUUAAUAUAAUUAGUAUUAGAAACAUGAGAAAUGGUGUCAAAUGAUUUUUUCCCCCAAAAAUAAAACAGCACUACAGAAAACA
This is a messenger RNA of Fundulus heteroclitus (mummichog), 1932 nucleotides long. It is a transcript of the gene galk2, whose product is annotated as galactokinase 2. NCBI's taxonomy places the organism in Eukaryota, Metazoa, Chordata, Actinopteri, Cyprinodontiformes, Fundulidae. Gene Ontology annotation, cellular component: cytoplasm; cytosol. Gene Ontology annotation, molecular function: galactokinase activity; ATP binding. The transcript is spliced from 11 exons. Gene Ontology annotation, biological process: carbohydrate phosphorylation; galactose metabolic process. Bases 284 to 1660 code for a protein of 458 amino acids. The record is from RefSeq and is a predicted model, not a curated record.